Gossypium raimondii (Peruvian cotton) is the source of this 1081-nucleotide messenger RNA. Its product is annotated as ras-related protein RABA1f. Gene Ontology annotation, cellular component: endosome. The transcript is spliced from 2 exons. Bases 126 to 779 code for a protein of 217 amino acids. Gene Ontology annotation, molecular function: GTPase activity; GTP binding. The record is from RefSeq and is a predicted model, not a curated record. NCBI's taxonomy places the organism in Eukaryota, Viridiplantae, Streptophyta, Magnoliopsida, Malvales, Malvaceae.
CCAAAUUCAAAAAUUGUCACACCAAUGCCACUGAGCUCUGCCAUUUAUUAAAAUUUCCUCCCAAAAAAUAAAUUCAAAAAUUUUAAUAUAAAAAUCCAUAAAAGAACCCGACCCGGUGACCCGGAAUGGCGGCGUAUAGAGCAGAUGAUGACUACGAUUACUUAUUCAAGGUGGUGUUGAUCGGAGAUUCAGGUGUUGGGAAAUCGAAUUUGUUGUCGAGAUUUACGAGGAACGAGUUUAGCCUUGAAUCCAAAUCCACAAUCGGAGUUGAAUUCGCCACCCGAAGUAUUCGGGUCGAUGAUAAGGUCGUUAAGGCACAGAUUUGGGACACCGCCGGACAAGAAAGAUACCGAGCGAUUACAAGUGCAUACUACCGUGGAGCUGUUGGUGCGUUGCUUGUCUAUGAUGUCACUCGACAUGUCACAUUUGAGAAUGUUGAAAGAUGGUUGAAGGAAUUACGAGGUCACACAGAUUCGAAUAUCGUGAUUAUGCUUGUUGGUAACAAGGCGGACCUGCGACACUUGCGUGCUGUUUCCACCGAUGAUGCUAAGGCCUUUGCCGAGAGAGAAAAUACCUUCUUUAUGGAGACAUCUGCCCUUGAGUCUAUGAAUGUUGAGAAUGCAUUCACUGAAGUACUAACUCAAAUACAUCAUGUUGUCAGUCGAAAAGCACUUGAAGUAGGAGAUGAUCCUGCAGCAUUACCAAAGGGACGAACCAUCAAUGUAGGAAGCAAGGAUGAUGUUUCAGCCGUCAAGAACGCUGGCUGCUGUUCUGCUUAAAUGUUAGAUGAUAUAUCCUCCAUUUUUCGUAUCUUUAAGCACAAGAUUUGAGAUUGAAGUCAAAGGAGAAAGUAGCAGCUUCCAAAUUUCCUUCAUUUGAUUUCGGUUCCUUACUCGUGGUUCUUUUAUGGUAUUGGUCUCCCUAGUGUAAUGUUCCAUUUCAUAGUUUUGAUAGUUUUUGUUGUAUUUGAUUGCUUUAGAAUACAUAGCAGACAGAUCUAGUUUGGGUUUCUAAAUAAUUUUCAUUAGUUGUGGAUGAUAAAUUUUGAAUUAUUUAAGACAAUACAUCUUAAAUUCCUCCA